AUGUCUGACCAAACGAAUACUCCUUCUGGUAUUACUGUCUUGCGUAAAAAGUUACAGGGCUAUGUUGGUUUUGCCAAUCUUCCUAAUCAAGUGCACCGCAAGUCAGUAAAGAAAGGCUUUCAAUUCACUUGUAUGGUAGUAGGUGAAUCUGGCCUUGGUAAAUCAACUCUUGUAAACACAUUAUUCAAUACACAAUUAUAUCCACCAAAAGAAACAGUUGAAUUAACUCAUGAGACAACUCAAACAGUUGAAGUCAAGUCAAUCACAUCAGACAUUGAAGAAAAUGGUGUCAAGUUAAGAUUGACUGUGGUUGAUACACCUGGUUUUGGUGAUUUUGUGAAUAACGAAGAAAGUUGGAAGCCUAUUUUGGACAAUAUCGAGGCUCGCUUCGAUGCUUACCUCGAGCAAGAGAAUCGUGUGAACCGUCGUCGUAUGGUCGAUAACCGUAUUCAUGCCUGUAUCUAUUUCAUUGCACCUACAGGUCAUGCUUUGAAGCCUCUUGAUAUCGAAUUCAUGCGCCGUCUUCAUACUCGUGUCAACUUGAUCCCUGUUAUUGCCAAAGCAGAUACUUUGACAGAGGAAGAAGUUGCUGCCUUCAAGGAACGUAUCUUGGCAGAUAUUGCUUAUCACAAUAUUCAAAUCUAUCAAGCCCCUGUUUAUGAGUAUGACGAUCAAGAGACUAUUGCUGAAAAUAAAGAAAUCAUGAGCAAAAUUCCAUUCGCUGUCGUCGGUUCAGACAAGGAAUUCGAUAUCGAAGGUGGUCGCCGUGUACGUGGUCGUAAAUACCCUUGGGGUGUUAUCGAAGUUGAUAAUGAAGAACACUGUGACUUUGUUAAGCUUCGUCAGAUGCUUAUUCGUACUCACAUGGAAGAGCUCAAGGAGUAUACCAACGAUGUUCUCUAUGAAAAUUACCGUACCGAGAAAUUAACAGCCAUGGGUAUCCAACAAGAUCCUUCUGUGUUCAAGGAAGUCAACCCUGUUCAAAAGAUGGAAGAAGAACGACUUGCUCAUGAGCAGAAAUUAGCCAAGAUGGAAGCAGAAAUGAGAUCUGUCUUCCAGGCUAAGGUACAAGAAAAGGAAGCCAAAUUGAAGCAGUCAGAAGAAGAGUUGUAUGCUCGUCAUAAGGAGAUGAAGGAUGCACUUGAGAAGCAACGUGCUGAUUUGGAAGAAAAGAAGCGUCGCUUGGAAUCAGGCAGACCCUUGACUCCAGAGAAGACAGCUAAAAAGAAGGGAUUUUCUUUCAACAAAUAA
Rhizopus microsporus ATCC 52813 is the source of this 1251-nucleotide messenger RNA. Its product is annotated as cell division control protein 3. Gene Ontology annotation, cellular component: microtubule cytoskeleton; cell division site; septin complex. The transcript is spliced from 9 exons. The record is from RefSeq and is a predicted model, not a curated record. Bases 1 to 1251 code for a protein of 416 amino acids. NCBI's taxonomy places the organism in Eukaryota, Fungi, Mucoromycota, Mucoromycetes, Mucorales, Rhizopodaceae. Gene Ontology annotation, molecular function: molecular adaptor activity; GTPase activity; GTP binding. Gene Ontology annotation, biological process: cytoskeleton-dependent cytokinesis.